UUCACCUGAUUUCCGGUAUCAGGUAUGACAUUAAACUGGGUCCCAAGCAGAUUAACGGUUGAAUAAUCACUCGUUAUUUUAUAGAAAUCUCUACUUGCUAUGAGGACCAGCAUAACAACUGAUUACUCAAGAAAGCACUGAAUUCGAAAAAAAGGUGAGGCCGGCCAUCGUCUAUCCCCGAGUCGUAGAUCGAUUAGAUAGCAGGACAUUUUUGUGAGACGCUUGGACGUUUUUGUUUUAUAAUACAUAAUUGGAAAAUGUAAACGUCGGAGAAGACGGUAGAAAAGAAAAGGCUUGAUUUUGUGUUUAUCAUUCAGAGAAAUUUCGGCUUUCAAGAUGGGACUGCUGUCGAGGGGGAAGUUGAGGAUCUACCUGGCCUUGGUGAACAUACUAUUCUUUAUACUAGGAGGAGCAUGUGUUGGACUCGGCGCGUGGCAGGCCGUGGAUAAAAUUUUCAUUUCCGAUGUGAUUGGAUCGGACCUGUAUUCCACUGCGGCGUACCUGUUGAUUUUCGCCGGGUGCGUCUUGAUCAUCAUUAGUUGUGUGGGAUGUGUUGGAACAGUCAUGCAAAAUAGACCCAUUCUAGUACUUUACAUGAUGACCAUCAUUUUGACCAUAAUUUUACUGAUCGCUGCUGGGGCAGUUGCUGCCGCAUUCAAAGAUAAACUUGGGUCAAGCAUGAUUGAAAACAUGAAAAAUACCAUUAGGUACAAAUAUGGGAAUAAUGUGGAAAAUAAUGCGGAGAAUAAGAGAGUCACGAACUCGUGGGAUACUCUGCAAAGGAUGCUGGAGUGCUGUGCCGUAGAUUACCAGGGCUGGAAUCUCUAUAGAGACUCAGAAUGGUUUAAACAGGUGAAUCCACACAACUACAUCCAGCCAGACCAACAUACAAUCUUUGUGCCCACUUCAUGCUGUCGGCAUCAAGGAGCAUAUUCCACAGAUGAUUGGUUGAGAAAUUGUCAAAGAAAUCCGUAUGGACCUCCUCGGUACAUUACCCCAAAUCACAGCGAAAACAAAGCCCUCAUCUACAUUGGAUGUAAAGACGCCACAACAAAUUUCAUCAAAGAUAAUAUAGGAUCUCUCAUUGGCUGCGGUUUCGGUUUCGGAGUCACUUUAUUACUUGGCAUCAUUUUUGCAUUUUUGCUCUACAGAAAUCUUAAUAAUGAGCACUCUCCAGUGUCAACUAGGGAAUAUUGAUUAUUUUUAUCUUUGAAAGCAAAAAAAAAACCCAAAAAAUUCCAAGAUCUACAAUUUUUUAAAAUAGACAGUAUUUAUUUGUAGAGUAUAUAGGUAGUGUAUGUAGAGUGGACUUUUUUUCCCCAAAGGAUACAAAUAUUGAAUGGCAUCUUUGGAGUUAUUUUUUAUGUUGUAAUGUGAAUAUUUUACAUUUUAGUUUUAUUUCCUAAUUUAAUAGAGCUGUAUUGUAUAUAUAUAUAUUUUCCUUGAAUGAUUUAUACAUUCUAUACUGCCUGGAUGUCUGUGUGUGCUGUGAAUUUCUUUUCAGGACUUAAAAAUCAUCAAGAAAAAAAAUGCAUCAAUGAAUAGAAAAAGUAUUUUUCAAUAGUGGCUAAUAAAUAUGCAUGAUUCGAGUUAUAUAAGUUUUAUGAAUCGGCAAGCUAGUCAUGUUUUAUGGCUUAUAUAUUUAAAUUAUAUGUUACCUUUUUAGUAAAUAUUCUGUAUAUAUUAUGUAUAUUUUUAAUUUUGUAUGAUUGGCAUGAUAUCUCACAAAAAGGUUUUUUUUUUUUUAAGUCAAAGUGAAAUUCAUACAUAAUCUACAUGUACAUUGUAUAUAUGUAUGCACACAGGGAUUAAUCCUGGGCAUAUUUACCACUGAUAUUCAGUAUUUUUCCCAAGAGAAAAUUUUCCCUGAAUAUCCUGUUUUCCCCUUUUGAUGAGUGAACUCCCCUAAUAAACUUUUUUCUUCAUAAAAACUGGAAAUUUAAAAGUAAAGAUUUUCAGAUGUGAAAUAUGGGUUUCCUUUCCUAUUUAUGUAUUUUACUUAGUCAUAAAAAUGCAGAGACUAAACCGGAUCCCCCAGCAGGGCUCGUCCUGCACCCGUUGGAGGUCUGGUGUUGCCCCCAAGACCCUCGGUUAUUUUUUUCCAAUUUUACCUAAAAGGGUAGUUUUCCCCUAAACCUAGAUUAAUCACUGGCACAUAUACAUGCACAUUAUAUUUGAUUUUUUUUUUAUUCCAGAAAGAAAAGAAAUUUUAUAAUAGAAUUGGUGAAAUGUAUAAGAAUUUACUAUUUAAGGCAGCAUUUUCUUGCAAAAAAGAAAAUUUUUGAAAAUGUUAUGCAUGCCAGAUUUUAAUGGUUUUUCAAGCCUUUAUUAAUAAUGAUACUCGGUAAGAAUUGUAGAGAGGUUUAUAAGAAAUAGAUUUUUAUGUGAUUUUUUUGUUCAUUGCUGUUCUUUAUAUGUAUAAAAUUCAUAAUAAAUAUGGAA
Saccostrea cuccullata (small rock oyster) is the source of this 2442-nucleotide messenger RNA. Its product is annotated as CD82 antigen-like. The record is from RefSeq and is a predicted model, not a curated record. Lineage: Eukaryota; Metazoa; Mollusca; Bivalvia; Ostreida; Ostreidae. Gene Ontology annotation, cellular component: plasma membrane. The transcript has a single exon. Bases 337 to 1197 code for a protein of 286 amino acids.